CCGGGCCCCAGACGGGCGGCUACUUAAGGCAGAGGGGCGGCGGCGGGCAGCAGCUGCGCUACAACUGCUCGGGAGGAGCGGACGGGGCAAAAAAUCCUGACCAUGACCCCCCACGGGCUGCUGCCGCCACUGCUGCUGCUAACUCUGCUGCUCGCUGCCAGCCCAGGAGGCGCUUUGGCGCGGUGCCCAGGCUGCGGGAAGGGGGUGCAGGCGGGCUGUCCAGGGGGCUGCGUGGAGGAGGAGGAUGGGGGGCCGCCAGCGGAAGGCUGUGCAGAAGCUGAGGGCUGUGUCAGGAGAGAGGGGCAGCAGUGCGGGGUCUACACCCCUAACUGCGCCCCAGGACUGCAGUGCCAGCCACCCAAGGACGACAAGGCGCCGUUGCGGGCGCUGCUGCUGGGCCGAGGCAGCUGCAGCCGGGCCCGCGCGCCCGCGGAGGAGAAUCCUAAGGAGAGUAAGCCCCAAGCAGAGACUGCCCGCUCACAGGACGUGACCCGCAGAGACCAACAGAGGAAUCCAGGGACCUCUACCACCCCGGCUCGGUCCAGUUCUGGGAGUGUCCAAGACUCUGAGAUGGGCCCAUGCCGCAGACACCUGGAGUCAGUGCUGCAGCAACUCCAGACCGAGGUCUACCGAGGGGCUCACACCCUCUAUGUGCCUAACUGUGACCAUCGAGGCUUCUACCGGAAGCGGCAGUGCCGCUCCUCCCAGGGGCAACGCCGAGGUCCCUGCUGGUGUGUGGAUCGGAUGGGCCAGCCCCUGGCAGGGUCUCCAGAUGGCGAAGGAAGUUCCUCCUGCCCCACCGGGAGUAGCGGCUGAAGCUGGAGGAUGAGAGGGUCUGCAGGGCCACUAGCAGGAGCAUGAGGCCAUCAUCUUGGGUUAUUUGUUGAGCGAUGACUAACGCAGGGGCUCUGAGCCUCACAAUCUACCUUUGGGCCCUGACCCCUUGCCCCCUCACAUCUGGUUGGAGAGAUUGUUGGUGUUGGCUUGGGGUGUUAAUAAAGCUGUG
Molecule: messenger RNA, 1006 nt
Organism: Propithecus coquereli (Coquerel's sifaka)
Lineage: Eukaryota; Metazoa; Chordata; Mammalia; Primates; Indriidae
Gene: IGFBP6
Product: insulin-like growth factor binding protein 6
Exons: 4
Coding region: 103-816 (237 amino acids)
Biological process (GO): regulation of insulin-like growth factor receptor signaling pathway
Cellular component (GO): extracellular region
Molecular function (GO): fibronectin binding; insulin-like growth factor I binding; insulin-like growth factor II binding
Source: RefSeq, a predicted model, not a curated record